Aspergillus ruber CBS 135680 is the source of this 5429-nucleotide messenger RNA. RefSeq names its product type I polyketide synthase. NCBI's taxonomy places the organism in Eukaryota, Fungi, Ascomycota, Eurotiomycetes, Eurotiales, Aspergillaceae. Gene Ontology annotation, molecular function: phosphopantetheine binding; fatty acid synthase activity. The record is from RefSeq and is a predicted model, not a curated record. Bases 44 to 5347 code for a protein of 1767 amino acids. The transcript is spliced from 4 exons. Gene Ontology annotation, biological process: secondary metabolite biosynthetic process; fatty acid biosynthetic process.
AAUUCAUUUUCAUUCUUCGAAGAUUCAACAUUCACUGUCGAAAAUGGAUACCCCCUCGAGCUCGGCAGACGUGGUUAAUGACCAUCACUACAGACUGGUCUAUUUCAGCAAUGAGCUGCCAUCUGACGAGCAGAUUGGAGCUCACUUGCGCCGUCUCCAAGCCUUGAGCAAGGACAGAAGACACCCAAUUCUGAAGGCUUUCCUGGAAGAUGCCACAGACGUGCUUCGCCAGGAGCUGCGGAAAUUGCCUUCCAAUCUUCUUUCCCUGAUCGCCCCGUUUGAAAGUAUUAUCGACUUUGCGUACCAGUUUGGACUGCGUACUGGGCCAUUCGGGGGAUCUACCGAGGGUGUCUUCGCGUGUUUGAUCCAGCUAGGCACAUACAUCAGCUACCAUGAGUGCCCUACGAACGACCCUCUCACCUCCCCUGAUGGAACCCUUGUGGCUCUCGGGUCAGGAUUGCUGGCUGCCGCGGCUGUCUCAUUUGCCUCUCGCUUGCCGGACCUUGUGAAGCUCGGUUCUGAGGCAAUCCGUAUUGCUUUCCGGAUGGGACUUCAUGUCGACCAAGUUUCGCAGAGACUCGAGUCUCGUCGAGCCGAGGGACCAGCAGAGAGCUGGGCAUAUGUGUUCUCGGGGUUGUCAGAAGACGAGGUGCGGAAGGAAUUGGUGAGCAUGAAUGCGUCUCUGAAUUUCCCAACACCGAGCCAAAUCUUCGUUAGCGCUGUUAGCCCCGGCUCCGUCACCAUCAGUGGCCCUCCCUCGCGCCUUAAGACCCUUGUGCGCUCCUCUGAGCUGCUACGCUAUGCCAAAUGGGCUCCUUUGCCCAUCUUUGCCGGCCUUUGCCACUCAGCCCACGUUUACACCCACACUGAUGCUGAGGCCAUCGUGAGUGCCACGAAGCUCCCAACAAACUCAUCUUACGUUCUUCACACGCCUCUGCUCUCGACUAGGGACGGAAGAUCCUUCGCUGCACAAACGCCCGCCCAACUCUUUGAGGAUGUUAUAUUCGAGCUGCUCACGGGAACUAUUCGCUGGGAUACAGUUACAGCGACUCUUCAUGAUCGCGUGGCGCUUCAGUUCGUGCCUGAAGUCUCUGUAAAGGCUUUGGGCGCACCUAAUGCUCUCAAUGGCUUCAAUGAGGCUGUUCAGGCCCAUGCGGAUCCGGUCCGAGUUAAUACAGAGGAUGUUCUAACGCAAAGCCUCGCUACUCCUCUACCUGAGCGCGCCCCUCGCGACCCCAAAGACUCUAAGAUUGCCAUCGUUGGCAUGAGCUGCCGCCUUCCUGGAGGUGCUGUAUCCAACCAGAGUUUCUGGGAUCUGCUCGAGAAGGGGCUCGACGUUCAUCGACGCAUCCCCGCGGACCGCUUCGAUGUCAACACGCACUGGGAUCCUACUGGACAGAACCCGAACGCAAGUAAGACACCAUUCGGGUGUUUUAUUGAUGAUCCGGCCCUCUUUGAUGCCGGCUUCUUCAACAUGUCGCCCCGGGAGGCGGAGCAGACGGACCCUAUGCACCGUUUGGCCCUUGUCACCGCUCAUGAGGCCCUCGAGCAGGCUGGUUUCGUGCCCAACCGCACGCCUUCGACUAAUCUUGAGCGUGUUGGUGUCUUCUAUGGCCAGGCAAGUGAUGAUUACCGUGAAGUCAACGCAGGCCAGGAGAUCGGAACGUACUACAUUCCCGGCGGAAACAGGGCUUUCGCGCCCGGACGGAUCAACUACUUCUACAAAUUUGGUGGUCCCAGUUUCAGUUGCGACACCGCGUGCUCUUCUAGUCUGGCUACCGUCCAGAUCGCCUGCACAACGCUGUGGAGCGGCGAUGCCGAUAUGGUCAUCGCGGGGGGCGUCAACGUCCUCACAAACUCGGACGGUUUUGCCGGUCUCUGCAAUGGCCAUUUCCUCACGCAGACUGGUAACUGUAAGACAUGGGAUGCAAGUGCUGAUGGAUACUGCCGUGCAGACGGUAUCGGAUCGGUUGUCAUGAAGCGUCUCGAGGAUGCCAUUGCAGACAACGACAACAUCCUCGCCACCGUGUUAUCAGCGGCGACGAAUCAAUCCGCCAAAGCCGUGUCGAUUACUCACCCCCAUGCUGGCGCUCAGGCAAGUCUCUACCAGCGUGUCAUGGACCGUGCUGGUGUCGAUCCGCUCGAUGUCAGCUAUGUCGAGCUGCACGGUACCGGCACACAAGCCGGUGAUGCGACAGAGAUGGAGUCCGUCACGACUGUGUUUGCUCCUAUGGGCCCUCGUCGGCGCACAGAGCCGCUGCAUAUCGGUGCUGUCAAGUCGAACAUUGGCCACGGGGAGGCGGCAGCAGGAAUUGCGGCGCUGAUCAAGGUGCUGCUGAUGUACCGAAAGCGGUCUAUUCCUCCGCAUACAGGUAUCAAGACGGAGCUGAGCCCAGCGCUGAAGAAGUUCCUCGACAAGAAACGCAACAUUCACAUCGCCCUUGAGCAGACGCCUUGGACUCCUUUGUAUAACUCGCGGUAUGCAGUGGUCAACAACUUCAGUGCUGCAGGAGGCAACACAACCAUGCUUCUCGAGGAGGCACCGGUCAAGGAGAUCCAGGAUGUUGACGAUCGUGAGAAGCACGUUGUGGCAGUGUCUGCCAAGAGCAAGGUUUCGCUAAAAGGAAAUCUAGAGGCGCUUCUGGUGUAUCUCGAGGAAAAUCCGGAGACCUCACUGAGCGACCUCGCAUACACCACCUCUGCCCGUCGUAUGCACUACAACCACCGCAUUGCCUUUUCUGCUUCAUCCAUUGACCAGGUGAAGAAGCAACUACGGUCUCACAUCGACUCCGAGGAGCAGGUUCGCCCGGUCCCGUCAAACCCACCAGCUGUGGCCUUCGCCUUCACCGGUCAAGGUGCAUUCUACCCCGGCAUGGGUGCCCAGCUCUACCACAGCGUCCCGUCUUUCCAUGAGCACCUCACGCACCUUGAUAGACUCUGCCAACAACAUGGAUUCCCAUCAAUUCUCCCGGUAAUCGAGAACGGGGGCGACGAGGCGCAGGAAGAACCCGCCCCCAUUGUCACCCAGCUCACCAUUACUUGUCUCGAGAUUGCCCUGACCAAGUACUGGGCCUCGCUUGGCAUUACACCCAGCGUCGUCGUCGGCGCAAGUCUGGGCGAGUACCCCGCCCUACACGCCGCAGGCGUGCUCUCUGCCAGCGACACCAUCUUCCUCGUCGGCCAGCGCGCGCAGCAGCUGGAGAAGCACUGCCAGCUGCGCAGCCAUGGCAUGAUGGCUGUACGUGCCAGUGUCGAGCAGAUUGCGGAGUGUUUGGUCAACCAGCCCUACGAGGUCGCCUGUAUCAACGCACCCCAGGACACCGUCAUUGACGGACUUCAGGCCGACAUCGCCUCUGCGCGGGAGAAACUUCAGGCACAAGGGUACAAGUGUCACCAACUCGACGUGCCCUAUGCCUUCCAUUCGUCGCAAAUGGACCCCGCUCUAGACUCGUACGAGCAGAUUGCUUCAUCGGUCACUUUCCAUGCGCCACAGGUGCCCAUUAUCUCGCCGCUGCUCAGCGACGUCGUCUUUGAUGCGAAGACCAUCCACGCGAAAUACAUGAGGCGGGCAACGCGUGAGCCGGUCAACUUUGUCGGCGCUCUGCAGGCCGCGCAGGAGAUCGGAAUUAUCGAACACAACACCGUUUGGGUUGAAGCUGGGCCGCACCCGGUUCUUGUCUCGUUCAUCCGCAACUGUCUCCCCGAGGUCAAGCGAUUGGCACCGACGUUGCGGCGCAACGAGAACAACUGGAACACGCUGGCGGAUAGUUUGGCUGGAUUGCACAGUGAUGGCCUCACCUUGCAGUGGAACGAAGUGCAUUGGCCGUUUGAGGCCUCGUUGCAACUGCUGGACUUGCCGUCGUACUCGUGGAAUGAGAAGAGAUACUGGAUCCAAUAUCGCGGCACGUGGGUGCUCACUAAGGGCAAGGAGAUCAACCAGCCGGUGCCAUCUUCAGCGGUGUCGACCUUGACGACCUCAUCUAUUCAUCAGGUCCUUCAAGAGGAUGUCACUGGCUCUACAGCGACCUUUGUGGCUCGGUCGAACCUUAUGCACCCUGACCUUUUCGAGGCCGCAAAUGGACACCGGAUGAACGAUUGCGGUGUUGCCACAUCGUCUAUCCACGGUGACAUUGCCUUCACCAUCGCCGACCACCUCUACAAGAAGAUCACCAACACGUCUGCCCCAGGAAUCAAUGUCACCAAUUUAACCGUCCUGCAAGGUCUCGUCGCACAGAAGUUCUCCAAGGUCGAUCAACUCUUCGAACUCCGUGCCACUGCCGACCUCACCACCUCCCCAGCAACCACAACCAUUCACUGGUACAACGUAAACGACGGCAUAACAAACCCGGAACAUUUCGCCUCUGCGGUCGUCGAAUACGGCGACGCGAACGUCUGGCUCUCGCAAUGGCGCCGCCUGUCCCAUCUGGUCAAGAGCCGUAUCACUUCCCUUGAGCGCAUGGCCUCCGAGGGCACCGCUGCCGUCCUCCCGCGCAACAUGGCCUACCGCCUCUUCAACAACCUCGUUGACUACGCUGACAAAUACCGCGGCAUCCAGUCCACCAUCAUGCACGAGUACGAGGCCAUGGCGAAUGUCACCCUCACAACCCAGGGAACGGGAACAUGGACCGUGCCACCAUAUUUCACCGACCCCGUGGCACAUCUCGCUGGACUUAUCAUGAACGGUAGUGAUGCGUCCAACACGAUUGACUACUUCUACGUGACGCCAGGAUGGGCGGGAUUGCGGUUUGCAAAACCGUUGGUGAAGGGUGGAAAAUAUCAGUCGUAUGUGCAGAUGACGCCGAUCGAAGGACAGGCUGGGUUCUGGAAUGGAGACGUGUAUGUGCUGCAGGAUGGAGAGAUUAUUGGGCUGGUUGAGAAAAUUACAUUCCGGCGGUUCCCGAGGAGCUUACUGCCUACGUUCUUCUCGCCUCCUGAUGUGGCUAAGCCAUUGCAUGCUGCUGCUCCGGCUAAGCCGGCUAAGCCGGCUGCUCCUGCAGCUCCUGCACCAGUGCCUGCUCCUGCUCCUGUUGAAGCACCCAAGCCAGCUGCUCCAGCACCUGCCCCUACUGCCAAACCGGCAGAACCAACCCCGGCCGCGGCACCGGCGGCAGCGCAAAACCCGACAAUAACCAGCGCCCUCGACCUUAUCGCUAAAGAAACCGCACUGGAGCAGUCCCAACUCACGGAUGACGCGGCUUUUGCUACCCUUGGUGUCGACUCGCUCAUGUCCCUUGUGUUGGCAGAGAAGUUCACGAGCCAGUUAGGUAUUGAGGUGAAGAGUUCUAUCUUCAUGGAGUGUGAAACGGUGGGAGAGUUGAAGACGUAUAUUGAGGAGACCUUUUGUUGACUUUGUUUUCUUUUGUUUGGUUUGUUCCGGUUCUGCUCUCGAUGGGUUUGGUAAUUUAAAUUGCUUAGAUGGUAAUUAUCCU